Molecule: messenger RNA, 1884 nt
Organism: Penicillium brasilianum
Lineage: Eukaryota; Fungi; Ascomycota; Eurotiomycetes; Eurotiales; Aspergillaceae
Source: the annotation of a GenBank genome assembly
CUGCUCUUGAGACAAAAUCUUGCCCAAAGAUUUCGUACUCAGGUUGAACCGCCAGUCUGUAGUCUGUCCUUCUUUCAUUCCAAUUGAUGCAAGGACAAGGACAAUUGUUCCUCUCCUAGCCUUUUACGCGCAGCGACAGCCCCCAGACAUAGCAAUCGGGCAUUCAUUCUCACCGAAUCUCUCACAACCCAUGGCUCUCUUACCUGAGGAGACGCGACGCAGCUAUCAAUCAGACGUGGAGCAGCCGACAACGUACGAAAUGUCGCGGCUUAAACCAGUCAUCCAACCCUUCGCCGGACGAAUCGGCGGCAAUCAAGAGAUAGUCGUCGAUCGCAGUGACCCCCAAAAUGCAGAUCUUCUCAAGAAAAUCCCAGAUGCGGCUCCUCUGAUGUCCUUCCGUGAAGGAACCGACUUGCGCGGUUUUGGGGACCUAGAUCUGUGGAGAUUCGGCUUUAUUGAGAUGAUCGGUACCAUGCUGAUGGUAUUCGUCACGGCUUGGGUCUCUAUACGCCCCCCGGGCUCUUCAAGUGCCGUACCGUCUUCGCCUUCAGGAGUCUACUCUACGACGACUUUCCUGGGUCCUCUGUUCGGCGGUAUAAGCAAUUGGUUCUUUCUAACGCUAUUCAUCUUCUCCUUCUCCAACGUCAGCGGUAGUCACCUCAACCCGACGAUUUCAGUAGCUACUUUCUUCGCGCGUCUGAUCUCGUUCCCACGAAUGGUUAUCUACGUGUCUUGCCAGACACUCGGCGGCGCUCUCGCUGGGUUUAUACUCCGCAAGGCGUACGGAGCUAGAGAUUUCACCUGCGGAGGCUGUGCAGUUGAUCUGUCAGAUGUUCCCGUGGACGAAGCGUUUCUCUUGGAGUUCAUAUUCAGCUUGAUUCUCAUAUUCUUGUCAUUCGGCGUGGGACUGGAUCCGCGGCAAGGGAAGAUCUAUGGAGCGGCAUUGUCGCCGUUUCUAGUCGGAAUGGUACUUGGGACGUUGAGCUGGGGCUCUGCGUUUGUGCGAACUGGGUUCGCUGGUGCUUCCAUGAAUCCUGCUCGGUGCUUUGGUGUCUAUGUGGCCACAUCAUUUCCGACUUAUCAUUGGAUACAUUGGGUCGGACCAAUUGUUGCAUCUGUGGCACACGGAGUAGUUUACUAUGUGGUACCUCCGUGGGGUAAUUGAGUUAGGCACAGUGUAUUUUCCCUAGAUCCGUCAGAGAGGGUCGUAAGUAGAUAUUGUGGUAUAGACAAAAAGAUAACUCGUAGCUAGAAGAUUAUCAACAUAAAACCAUGAUUCGAAUACCAAACCUCCUGAGGUGGAAAUCCCCCAUUUUAUUUUCAUCACGCGGGCCAAAAGGUGUUCAAUCGACGCACGGCAUAGCAGAUAUAUAGACAAUUCGAGGGAGAAAAAAAAAACCGAAUAUUAUGCAAGAAUGGCAGCCGAGACUAACCAGAGAGAAGAUGCAAAUGGAACGAAAUCACUGCUCAAUAGCCCCGGGAGAAACGGCCAGAAUAACAGCCAACGCUGCAAUGAUCAACGCUGCCGCGACGAACGCAGUCAAUGCAACGCUUCCUCGACUAGCAGGGAACUUGCCACGGACAAUCCAGUACUGACUCUCAAAGUAACGGUGGAAGCCAAUUAUAAGGAUAAGGAUGGCAACGCCGAUAAACGUUGAGCCGAGGGGUUUGCCAACGCUCCGAAGACGAGAGGAUGCAGAAGCGGUAUUAAUGGAAGAUGAGGAGAAUUCAGGAGAGAGUAUAUCGGGAUGUCCCGCAGAUGUCACAUCAAGACCGUAUGCAUGUGUAGAGACUGUUGUGGUAUUGAGACGGAAGAGCUGGGUGACUGCGAUACCGAUCGAGGCAAAGGCGAGGGAUGUGCGCAUCCAAGCUAAAAAGGUUCGC